This is a messenger RNA of Aureococcus anophagefferens, 2181 nucleotides long. RefSeq lists its product as hypothetical. The transcript has a single exon. NCBI's taxonomy places the organism in Eukaryota, Pelagophyceae, Pelagomonadales, Pelagomonadaceae. Bases 1 to 2181 code for a protein of 726 amino acids. The record is from RefSeq and is a predicted model, not a curated record.
AUGCCAAACGCAUGGGCUAGAUAUCUCGCCUGCUGCGCGGUCGCUGCCGCAAGCGAGGUCGCUGCCGCAGCGCUGCCACCGGACUGGCUCGUCGCCACCGUCGACGCGCCGGUGACCCUCGUCGAGCACGCGGACGGCACCAUCUCGCUGACCAACGGGCUGCUCACGCGCACCUUCGCGCUGGCUCCCGGCUUCGGCACGGUCGCCUACGUCGCCGAGGCGACGGCCGCGCGACCGCGCGAGCACGUGCUGCGGAGCGUCGUCGCCGAGGCGACCGUCGUCCUCGACGGCGUCGCCUACGCGGUCGGCGGCCUGUCGCUGGAGCAGAACCACUCGGCGUACCUGCGGCGGCCGGUCAAGUACGCGGUGGACGCGGACGCGUUCGCGUACGUCUCGCACUCGACGUCUUCGCCCGAGGCGCCCGUGCCCUGGGAGCACGGCCGCCGCCACGCGCCGAACGCGUCCUGGCCGCCCGAGGGCCUGCGCCUCGACGUCGCGUUCCGCGCGCCGGCGGGCGCGACGAGACACCGGAACGUCACCGUCUGGCUCCACUACGAGCUCUACGCGGGCGCGCCGCUGCUGGCCAAGUGGGCGAGCCUCGCGGUCGACGCCGGCGCGGCGGACGUCGUCGUGGACCGCGUCGACGUCGAGCUCCUGGCCGUGAACGCGCCCUUCGCCAAGGAGAACGUCGCGCGCCACCACGGGUCGACGGCCGGGCCCGCGGGGCGGCUCCACGCGGAGACGGACCAGCCGCACGGCACGCAGAUCCUCUGGCAGGACGACGCCGCGUUCGCCGAGGCGGCGGACGCGGGCGCCGUCGAGCCCGUGCUCAACGCGACCUACGCGUCGGGCCCCGGCGUCCGCCUCGGCUCCGUCGACGCGUUCGCGAGCUUCCGCGUCUUCGAGAUGACGCUCGACGGCUUCGACGUCGAGCGCGACCAGCUGGCGACGCACCAGAUCGUGCGGCGCCUCGCGCCGUGGACGUCGGAGAACCCGAUCUUCUUCCACCUGACGGACGCGUCGUCCGCGGGGUUCCGCCGCGCCGUGGACCAGAUGGCCGACGUCGGCUUCGAGAUGGUGAUCUACAGCUUCGGCUCCGGCUUCCGACUCGAGACGCGGAACGAGACCUACCUGGCGUCCGUCGCCGCGGACGUCGCCUACGCCGCGGCGAAGGGCGUCGAGGUCGGCGGCUACGACCUGAUCUGUCUCGACCGGGGCCACGGGGGCUACGGGGGCGACGUCGGCGACGAGUGGGCCCGCGUCAACGACGACGGGAGCCUCGGCGUCGACGCGUGCUUCGCGAGCGGCUGGGCCGACGAGCUCCGGUCCCUCGCGCUCGAUUUCUUGGACGCCACGGGCCUCGCCAUGCUCGAGACGGACGGCCCCUACGGCGGCGGCGAGUGCGCCGCGACGAACCACAGCCACCACCGCGGCCGGGAGGAUUCCGUCUACAUGCAGACGAAGAUCCAGGCCGAGUUCUACACGGAACUGCGGCGGCGCGGGGUCUUCGUCAACCAGCCGGACGACUAUUUCUACCAGGGCGGCCAGAAGACGGGCAUGGGCUACGACGAGAACCAGUACUCGCUGCCCCGCUGGGAGGACCUGUCCGUGUCGCGGCAGUCCAUGUUCGACGACACCUACGCACGCACGCCGACGCAGGGCUGGAUGUUCGUGCCGCUGAACGAGUACCACGGUGGCGGCGAAAGCGCGGUCUUCGAGCCCCUCGCGGAAAACAUCGACGACUACGAGUGGGCGCUGGCGCAGUACCUCGGCUACGGCGUCGCCGCGUGCUACCGCGGCGACCGGCUCUUCGACUCGAACGAGACCAAGGCCGUCGUCGCGAAGUGGGUGGCCUUCUACAAGGCCCACCGCGAGAUCCUCGUCUCGGACCUCGUCCACCUCCGGCGGCCGGACAUGCAGGGCAUCGACGCGAUAUUGCAUGUCAACCCAUUCGCGGCGUCGGGCGAAGUCGCGCUGGCGAUGAUCUUCAACCCGACGGACGCGCGGCAGGCGACGUCGCUCCGGCUGCCGCUCUACUACGCGGGCCUGACCACGUCGGCGACGCUCGCGGACUCGUCGGGCGCCGCGCGGACCGUCGCGCUCGACCGAAGCUACGCCGUCGACGUGGCCCUCGACAUGGCGCCCCGCGCGGUCGAGUGGGUCGUCGUCACCGCGCCGUGA